This is a messenger RNA of Penicillium canariense, 1833 nucleotides long. RefSeq names its product WD40 repeat domain-containing protein. The transcript has 3 exons. Gene Ontology annotation, biological process: positive regulation of actin filament depolymerization; actin filament depolymerization. Gene Ontology annotation, cellular component: cortical actin cytoskeleton. Gene Ontology annotation, molecular function: actin filament binding. Lineage: Eukaryota; Fungi; Ascomycota; Eurotiomycetes; Eurotiales; Aspergillaceae. Bases 1 to 1833 code for a protein of 610 amino acids. The record is from RefSeq and is a predicted model, not a curated record.
AUGUCAAUCACGAACGAGUCCAUCUGGGCGGCCAGCCCCUCCACCACCCGCGGCGCACCCACCCAGCUCUCCUCCGACGCCAAGGGCGAGCGACUUGCGUACGCCUCGAACAAAUCCAUCUUCGUCCGUUCCAUCGACAACCCCGCAAUCGCCAGACAGUACACCGAGCACAAGGCACAGACCACCGUCGCGCGCUUCUCUCCCUCCGGAUUCUACGUCGCCAGCGGUGAUGCCGCUGGUACUGUGAGAGUGUGGGAUUGCGUCGGGGAUGGCAUCACAAAGGGAGACUACAGCAUUGUCAACGGCCGGAUUAAUGACCUGGCCUGGGACGGCGACUCCCAGCGCAUUAUUGCAGUCGGCGACGGAAAGCAACGAUAUGGACACUGCAUUACGUGGGACAGCGGAAACACCGUUGGCGAAAUCUAUGGUCACACGCAACAGAUCAACUCCGUCUCGAUCAGGCAGCAGAGGCCUCUCCGUGCUGCUGCCGCGGGUGAUGAUAAGAAGCUGGUCUUCUACCACGGCGCGCCGUUCAAGUUCAACACCGGCAUCGGAGAUAAGCACACAAACUAUAUCUACGGCGUGGCCUUCAGUCCGGAUGGCUCGCACUUGAUCAGCGUGGGCGCAGACCGUAAGAUCUGGCUCUACGAUGGCAAGACCGGCGAGACGAAGGGCCAGAUCGGCGAGGGCGAGCACAAGGGCAGUAUCUUCGGCGUCUCGUGGAGUAAGGACUCACGGAAAUUCGUGACUGCGAGCGCGGAUCGGACCGUCAAGAUUUGGGAUGUGGAGGCUGGCAAGACCACGCAGAGCUGGACUCUUGGCGAGGAGGGUGCUGCGGCCGUCCGCGAUCACCAAGUUGGCGUGGUGUGGCCCCCGGGCCGAAGCGACAACCUGCUCAUCAGUUUGUCUCUCAGUGGCGAUCUGAACUACCUCGUGGAGGGAACCCCCAAGCCUCGCCAGGUGGUCCAGGGUCACCAGAAAAGCGUCACAUCUCUGGGCCAGUCCACUCUCGAUGGAAAGGAGACUCUGUGGACUGGAAGUUUCGAGGGCCGCAUCUGCAGCUGGGACAUUGCCUCUGGAUCCGCGGAGGAGAUCGAGGGAGAGGGCCACCCUGGUUACAUUGCUGGCCUGGCUCCCACACCGGAGGGCUCCGGACGAAUCUAUAGUGUCGGCUGGGACGACACGAUCCGCUCCAUUGACGUGGCAGCUAAAACCUAUACCGGCAGUGCAUCGAAACUCACUGCCCAGCCGAAGGGUGUUGCCGCCGCCGGCUCAACCGUGCUGGUGGCCGCUGCAGAGGCGGUCGAAAUCUUCCAAGAUGGCAAGAAGACCGGGGACUACAAGGCCAAGUUCUCGGUAACCACCGUGGCGGCGCAUGGGGACGUUGCAGCUGUCGGCGGCGAGGAUGGAUCUGUGCAGAUCUGCAAGGUUUCAGGCUCCAGCCUCUCCGCCCAGACCGACAUUCAGGCUUCUCGCAACCAGAUUUCCAUGCUGGCCUUCUCCCCUGAUGCCUCCAUCUUGGCGGUGGGAGACCUGCGUGGCCGGGUUCUGGUCUACAAGGUGGCUGAUGGCAGUCUCGUCACUGACCGCUGGACUGCGCACACAGCCCGCAUCACCUCGCUCGCCUGGAACAAGGCCGGUACACAUGUUGUUAGUGGAUCCCUCGACACUAAUAUUUUUGUCUGGAGCCUGGCCAAGCCGGGUGACUGGCUUGAGGUCAAGAACGCCCACAAGGAGGGCGUCAACGGCGUGGCGUGGAUCGACGGAAGCUCGAAGAUCGCCUCUGCUGGAGCCGAUGCCGCUGUGAAGGUGUGGAAAGUGGAGGGCCUGUAA